AUUUAUCUUUCACUUUUUAAGCCUCGCGGUACCUCCUCUCUCCCUCCCACCCCCUCUAUCACCCAUGGAAUCUCACCGGAGAACUGCUUUAUUCUUUACCGGAAAUGACAUUAACGAGCCGCCAACCAAAGCCGCCAUAUAAUUGGCAGGAGGCGGCUUAUUUUUCUGGUUUUGGUUAAAUUUCAGGCCGACGCGUUGUAUCAUAUGGGACGGGUAUAUGGGUCUGCGUCUGUUUUCAUCACUUUGCUUCUUUUGUUUCUGUUUGUGGGCGGGGGCGUCCGCUCCGAGCCGGUGCAGGACAAGCAAGCUCUCCUCGCGUUCCUAGCUCAGACUCCGCACGCGUAUCGCCUGCAAUGGAAUGCUUCCGACUCGGCCUGCAACUGGGUCGGAGUCGAGUGCGACGCGACCCGCUCCUUUGUAUUCAGCCUCCGUCUUCCCGGAGUGGGUCUUAUGGGAACGAUUCCAUUGGACACCAUCGGGCAAUUGAGUCAGCUGAGAGUAUUGAGUCUCCGCUCCAACCGCCUUUCCGGUGAGAUCCCAGCUGAUUUCUCCAAUAUGACUCUCCUCCGCAGCCUCUAUCUACAAAACAACGGGCUCUCCGGUGAGUUCCCGCUGAUCUUCACUCGCUUGACUCGUUUGACGAGACUCGAUCUCUCCUCAAAUAACUUCAGUGGUCAAAUCCCCUUCUCUAUUAACAAUUUGACACACUUGACGGGGCUCUUUUUGGAGAAUAAUCACUUCUCAGGCAAUCUACCAAGCAUUAACCCAGGUAGCUUGGCAGACUUCAACGGGUCCAACAACAACCUCAACGGUUCAAUCCCUGCGGUCCUAGCCAGAUUCCCUGCAUCGGCAUUCGCUGGAAAUUCAGAUCUCUGCGGUGGGCCAUUACCUCCGUGUAAUCCAUUUUUCCCGUCCCCAGCCCCAUCUCCGUCCUCAAUUCCACCUCCAACACCUGUUCGUAAGAAAUCAAACAAGCUGUCCACGGCCGCCAUUGUCGCGAUUGCAGUUGGCUCUGCACUUACCGCUCUCCUGUUAUUGUUGUUCCUUCUGUUAUGUCUCCGCAGAAGACGACGGCAACAAUCCCCGAAGCAGCCUAAGCCCACGGUCGCAAUACGAUCAGUCGCUGCGGAGGCGGGGACUUCGUCUUCGAAAGAUGAGAUAACGGGCGGGUCCACGGAGGCAGAGAGGAACAAGUUGGUGUUCUUCGAGGGAGGGGUUUACAGCUUCGAUUUGGAGGAUUUGUUGAGGGCAUCAGCGGAAGUUCUGGGGAAGGGGAGCGUUGGGACGUCUUACAAGGCGGUGCUGGAAGAAGGGACUACGGUUGUAGUGAAGAGACUGAAAGAUGUUGUAGUGACGAAGAGGGAGUUUGAGAUGCAAAUGGAGAUUCUAGGUAGGAUCAAACACGACAAUGUGCUGCCAUUGAGGGCCUUCUACUACUCGAAGGACGAGAAGUUGCUUGUCUACGAUUUCAUGGCCGCCGGAAGUUUAUCUGCUCUUCUACAUGGUAGCAGAGGGUCAGGUCGUACGCCACUGGACUGGGACAGCAGAAUGAGGAUAGCAUUGAGCACGGCAAGAGGUGUAGCCCACCUCCACAUGUCGGGGAAGGUAGUCCACGGCAACAUUAAGUCUUCCAACAUCCUACUCCGACCCGACAAUGAUGUAUGUCUUUCGGACUUCGGGCUCAAUCCUCUAUUCGGUACCUCGACCCCACCCAACCGUCUGGCGGGAUAUCGAGCCCCCGAAGUGGUGGAGACCCGAAAAGUCACCUUCCAAUCCGAUGUCUACAGUUUGGGGGUUUUACUGCUGGAACUACUGACGGGGAAAGCGCCAAAUCAAGCCUCGCUGGGUGAGGAAGGGAUGGACCUGCCCAGGUGGGUUCAGUCGGUGGUCAGGGAGGAGUGGACGGCUGAGGUAUUCGACGUGGAAUUGAUAAGGUACCACAGCAUAGAGGAGGAGAUGGUACAGCUGUUGCAAAUUGCAAUGACUUGUGUGUCAACGAUGCCUGAUCAGAGGCCAGCCAUGCAGGAGGUGGUUCGUAUGAUGGAGGAUAUUAAUAGAGGAGAGACGGAUGAUGGGUUACGGCAGUCGUCAGAUGAUCCUUCAAAGGGGUCUGAGGGUCAGACACCUCCGACCGAAUCCAGGACUCCACCUUGAGGGGUUACACCUACACCUUGACUUUGAAAAUUACAUGUCAAAAGAGGAGCGUAAGUAGCUGUUGUAAAGUGCCUCCAACAAAUUGUUUGGGCGGGUUCCUGCUGCUGGGUGCCCCCGAUUGUUAUGUUCUGGUUUCUCUCUUUCUUUUCUUUGUUUAAUAUUUCCUUUGUUCUUUUCUUUUCGGGUUUUUUUUUUAAAAAAAUCCUCAUUGAUUUUCAUAGAUCAAGGAAUUUGAACUGUUUUUGAAGGGUGGUACUGGAGGCAGCUGUGGCGCUGGGAACUCGGAAGUUGCAUGAACUGAUUGGGAUUUGAUCCGUCUGAAGGAUUAUUAGUUGGGUGUAGAGUACUACAAUUCUUUUUCCGUGCUCAAUGCAUGUCUUUCUUUAUUUUCCUUCGCCUCCUAACUUAACAGUUAAUAUUGCUAUUGCUGUUACGCUGUACAGCACGAGGAGUCUUGUUUAAAUUUUAUUACAGAAGGUUCUUUUUUUUUUGUAAAUAAACUUGAAUAUAAAGAGGAGUUACUGGGUAAAUAAAGAAAAUAAAAUAAAGAAGAGAUUUUAGAAA
Tripterygium wilfordii is the source of this 2718-nucleotide messenger RNA. Its product is annotated as probable inactive receptor kinase At2g26730. Gene Ontology annotation, molecular function: protein kinase activity; protein binding; ATP binding. NCBI's taxonomy places the organism in Eukaryota, Viridiplantae, Streptophyta, Magnoliopsida, Celastrales, Celastraceae. The record is from RefSeq and is a predicted model, not a curated record. Gene Ontology annotation, biological process: protein phosphorylation. The coding region runs from base 205 to 2154 and encodes 649 amino acids. The transcript has 2 exons.